Molecule: messenger RNA, 489 nt
Organism: Radiomyces spectabilis
Lineage: Eukaryota; Fungi; Mucoromycota; Mucoromycetes; Mucorales; Radiomycetaceae
Product: TLDc domain-containing protein
Exons: 3
Biological process (GO): response to oxidative stress
Cellular component (GO): nucleus
Source: RefSeq, a predicted model, not a curated record
UUACCUCGUCGGUACCGAUUAGCGCAACAAUGGAACUUGCUGUACAGCUUGGACCAACAUGGCUCCAGUCUGUCAACGUUGUAUACAAUGCUGCAGGAUGCCAAAGGCCCUUGUCUCCUGGUUCUCAAGGAUGAAGACAGUCAUCUGUUUGGUGCGUAUCUCAACGAACCAUUGCAUGUCAGUAGCUCCUUCUACGGCACAGGCGAAUGUUUUCUCUGGAAACUAACCGAUGCCGUUGUACCGGAUGCGUCCCAUCACCCACCACCCAAAAUCAAGGUCUUUCCCUGGACCGGAAAAAACGAAUACAUGAUCGUCUCCGAACCUUCAUUUGUGGCCUUUGGCGGAGGAGAUGGCAAAUUCGGUUUAUGGCUUAAUUCUGAUCUUGAAAGAGGCCACAGUGAGCCUUGUCCGACGUUUGACAACGAAGCACUUUCGCCGCAUCCUCAGUUUUCAUGCAUUGAACUCGAAAUCUGGGGUUUCCAAAUCUAA